UAGUAGCGUACUCCCUCGUACAUACAGUCCAUGAAAUAUUCAUCCUUCGGUGCGGGACUCGUGAAAUUAGGGACACUUCCCCCAAAUCUGAGAGCACAGGGACCGUCCGAAACUCAGAAACUCGAAACCCACCUUAACAAUGGCUUCCUCCAAACAAUCCGGAGCCGAAAAAAAGACCAAAGCAACCAAACCCACGAAAUCACCUAAGAAGCAAAAUGGUAUUGUUACCACGAAAAGGAACCCGGAAAAGAAUAAUAAGACCACCAACGGCACCGUCAGCCAUUCCAACGGCUUCGUGUCAAUCCAAUCUUCAAGCGUCGAGUCCCAGGAAGACGGAGAACAAGGACGAAGCAGAAGUGCCGGCACGAUUAAGAGAGCCCGCGUCACCAAACCCAAGAAAGACAAACGAAAACAGCGAGAGGAAGAGGUCAACGACGUCGUUGAUCAACGAGAAGAGGAAGAAGAAGUUGGAGAGAAAGAGGACGUGAAGAUGCAUAGGUUUCCGAUGCAUCGUAUCAAGACGAUUAUCCGGAGCGAGAACUCCGAUUUGCGCGUUACGCAGGAGGCCCUUUUUGUCGUCAACAAAGCUACGGAGAAGUUCCUUGAACAAUUUACGAAAGAUGCGUAUUCGUGUUGUGUUGGGGACCGUAAGAAAUCGCUCGCUUACAAGCACCUAUCAUCGGUUGUUUGUAAAACGAGGAGAUAUGACUUUCUUUCAGAUUUUGUCCCUGAGAAGAUAAAAGCUGAAAAUGCCUUGGCAGAGAGAAAAUUAAAUGAAACAGAAGUGGGCUAGGUCCUUCAAAAUGUGCUGAUUGGGAUGGUAAUACUGCAAUUGCCUUAAACAAAGCUCAUUUAUGGAGGAUCCAUGUGUAAUCACAUCUGCUUCUUAAGGUUCUUACAACAGUUGAACCAUGUGCAUGCUGGUCUAGCAAAUGAAAAACUGUUGGAUACAUUUGAUAGAUCACCUCAUGAGAUGGCCAGUGAGCUGGUUUGAAUUGAAUUUAGAGUUCUGUAGAUAUAGUUGAUUUUUGUUCUAUGAAUUUUUGAGCUGAUUGUUCUUAAUUCUGGUCAGGCGAGCAUUCUUUGAAUUGAAUUCUAUUUAACAGUUAUCUAUUUUAAUUUUUAAUUAUGAAUAUUUGAGCGGAAGAUUUUUCAGCACAA
Messenger RNA from Carya illinoinensis, 1161 nucleotides. RefSeq names its product DNA polymerase epsilon subunit C. The coding region runs from base 140 to 793 and encodes 217 amino acids. The transcript has 4 exons. Gene Ontology annotation, cellular component: nucleus. The record is from RefSeq and is a predicted model, not a curated record. Gene Ontology annotation, biological process: regulation of DNA-templated transcription. Lineage: Eukaryota; Viridiplantae; Streptophyta; Magnoliopsida; Fagales; Juglandaceae. Gene Ontology annotation, molecular function: protein heterodimerization activity.